GUUGUGUCAUUUCCGGAAUAAGAUGGCUGCAGUGCGUGUGCUGAGAACCUGCAGCCUCAAAGCGGGGCGGCUGAUCUGUGUUCGCUACUUUCAAACAUGUAGUAAUGUUCAUGUUUUGAAGCCAAAUUAUGUGUGUUUCUUUCGUUAUCCUUCAUUCAAGUAUAGUCAGCCACACCAGCUGCUGAAAACAACUGCUGUUCUGCAGGGACAGAUUGUCCAGUUCAAACUCUCAGACAUUGGAGAAGGAAUUAGAGAAGUAACUGUUAAAGAAUGGUAUGUAAAAGAAGGAGAUACAGUGUCUCAAUUUGAUAGCAUCUGUGAAGUUCAAAGUGAUAAAGCUUCUGUUACUAUCACUAGUCGUUAUGAUGGAGUCAUUAAAAAACUGUAUUAUAAUCUAGACGAUAUUGCCUAUGUGGGGAAGCCAUUAGUAGACAUAGAAACAGAAGCUUUAAAAGGUACUGUAAACGUGUUCCAUCAAUUUUGCCAAAUUGAUUACUGUGACCUUUUGUCAUUGGAUACUAAUUAAAUGUAAUGUUUAUUUUUAAUAACUUACAGGAUUUAAUUUGAGGGUUUAGGAGCUGAAAUCAGGAAAAUAGAAAAGUCUUUUGAUGCAUGAUCAUCUUUUGACCAGUUACCAUGUUAAAAACAUGUAGAGUAGCACUUCAUUUAUCUGGAGGCCUGCCUUCUGGAAACCUUAGUGUUCAAAGAGUCAACAAGCUCUCUUAGGAAUUAAAGAUCCAGUCCUUGAACACUGGUCAUUAAUAACAAAAAUUGGAAUAUGCAGAGAUUAAAUCUAACAUCAUGGGAUUGCUGUGUUUGUUCCUGAUGCAAAAACAAAAAAGCAUUCUCAUUGGUAAUGGUUAUGAAACCCAAACUUCUUGAAGAAAAAUAGAAAAGAGGGAAAAUCAGAAUGAAGAGCAAAGAAAACUAGUAUUCAGAAGCAGCAGCAUCUAUGGAAUUUACAAGGAACAAAUGUCCUGACAAAAGGAAAUCCAUUAUGAGAAUGUUACAGAGGAAAACUACAACAGUGGGCCAUCUCAGUAGGGACAUACAGCUGGCUCUCAGCCUCAGAAGUUCCUUGUGGCAUUGUUGUGAUACACAAAGGUUAUGUUUUCUAGGAAAGAGGUUUGGUACCAGGGAUGGGGGGAGCAUAAGUUCUGUGAUGCAGCCCUACACUCGCAAUCUAUCUGGGAAGUGCUAAGAGAAAGACAUUUCAGUAGUAUAAUUCAGAAGUCUAGAAGAAGUCUGAAUUGCAGUGACUGGCUGACUCUGAGUUCUGUAGUCUAUGCAGUAAUAAUAACGAUAUCACAAUCAUACUUUACAGUAUACAAAAUGUUUCAGACUUAUUUUAUUUAUCCUUAUUUGUGAGGUAUUCCAGUUGAACAGAUGAAGAAAUUAAACACAACCUGGAAAGUUGGUCAGUGACAGAGCCAAAUAUAGAACUUGGAUGUCCUUAGUCCUUGUCCAGAGUAUUUUCUACUAUGACCUGUUUCCUCCAAAGUUUCCUCCAAACUAAUCUGUUUGCCUAGUUACUAAUCCACGUGUUUCAUAACAAUACAUUUUCAUUUUAUCAAUACAUUUCAUUUAAUCAGACCAUAUUUAAAAUUCCCCAGGUGCCCCCAAAAUUUCCUUGCAUUUCAAUCGGUUUGCUCAAAUUAGGAUCCAAUCAAUACAGGACUGUACAUUGUACAUGGUCUCUUUUAAUCUAGUUCAUACUCCCUUGCAUUUUAAUGUGACACUCGUUAAAGAUGCGAUACCAGUUGUGCUGCAGAAUGUUUCAUCUUUUGGAUUUGUCUUACUCUUCAUGGUGGUGUUUGGCUUGUUCCUCUCGUACUUGUAUUUCCUGUAACCUGACUGAGUUUUAAAGGCUAGGUUCAAGUUAAAUGUUUUGGCUGAAAUACAUCAUGGAUGAUAUUAUGUACUUCUUUUCUUUUGCUUCACAUCAGGACAUGCAACAUCUGGAUGACCUGCUCUAGGGAUACUAAGUUUAAACACUGAAUUAGGAUUAUGAUACCCAUACUCUCCACUGUACAGUUGUGUUUUUCCCUGAAAGUAUCUUUGUGCUGUUAUUUUGGCACUAUGUAAGUAUAUAGAAUAUCAAUGGAGGGUCCUUGCCUGAAUCAACAAUUGCUUUAGUGGUUGUGGAAUGGUGAUUUUUGGAUUUUGUCAUUCCUUUAACCUUAACUGGAAAGUGAAGCUUUCCCAUCAUCAGUUGAGGCUAUUAGGUACUCUGAAAUACAAUUCCUAUGGGAAAAAACAGAAUACAUGUUUGAUUCUUUCCCCUUAUCUAUUCAAAAAGUAAGGAGUUGCUUUAGUUGCCACUUCAAAUGAUGAUACUAAUUUCCCAAUUUUCUCUUUGUGUAUAUUUCAGUUGGCUCAAUGUGCUUAAUCUAUUAUGAUCAUUCUUUUUAAUGGUCAAAUUGAAACUUAGUGAUAACUCUUUCAAAGUGGCUCCUAUGUGUUCUAUUAACAGAGCCCCAUUAAUUUUCAAAAGCCUCCUUGCUUUUGACACAGAAGUUGAUCUGGAAUUCACUUUGUACUUUUCCUCUUGACCUGAAAUCAUUCAGUUCUUUAGGGGCUUUAGUUCCUUUUAAUGUAGAAUGGAUGAGACCAUAAUUUGGGUACUAGGAGUGCUUCUUAUUAUCUUGAUUCCAAAUUUCUAUAGAGGGCAUCAUUUAGAAGCAAAAAAAGAAUUCACCUUUUAAAGUUACGUGAAAUAGAAUUAUUUUAAUAAACCAAUGACUUUUUUUUUUAUUCAGUUAAGACCUAGAAAAGAAAGAGGGUUACACUCUUGGCACAGACUGAGACAGGCAAAGAUGCUAAACACUGUUAGAGAUGGCAGUAAGUCAGAAUACCCAGUCAGGUACUGUAGACCAGAU
This is a messenger RNA of Manis javanica (Malayan pangolin), 2879 nucleotides long. The record is from RefSeq and is a predicted model, not a curated record. NCBI's taxonomy places the organism in Eukaryota, Metazoa, Chordata, Mammalia, Pholidota, Manidae.